This is a messenger RNA of Oryzias latipes (Japanese medaka), 2614 nucleotides long. RefSeq names its product RAP2A, member of RAS oncogene family a (gene rap2aa). Gene Ontology annotation, molecular function: GTP binding; GTPase activity. NCBI's taxonomy places the organism in Eukaryota, Metazoa, Chordata, Actinopteri, Beloniformes, Adrianichthyidae. The record is from RefSeq and is a predicted model, not a curated record. Gene Ontology annotation, biological process: Rap protein signal transduction. Gene Ontology annotation, cellular component: membrane.
GAACGGAAGUGUCACCUCUGGAUUUCACUGGCUCCCCUCCGCGAAGCUCUCAUUCAGCCACGAAUGAGACGUUGGAGGCACCGGCACUUCCAUUGGGCUGGCCACGCGUCCGUCUGAGAAGGGACCGACCCCCCUCCCUCCCCUCAUCCCACCUCCCUCUGCUCGGCUCGGUACGGUAGCCGAGCGGGGACCGGCUGGUUUCGCAGCGGCCGCGGGUCUCCACCCGAGAGUAUGGCGGAUGGGAGCGCGUUGGAUAGCGGGGGAGAAGCGGAGACAUGUCAGGGAGGGAAUAAGGAAACAAAGAGAGGCCAGUUCUUUCACCCAGUGCAGAUGUAGGCUUCCUCGAUCCGGGUUUCUCCGAGGCUUCGCGCUCGUUCUCUGGCGUUUUAUUUCCCCGAUCAUGGAGCAAGUUUGUUUUUUGUCAUGCACAGAGACGGGUGAGCUCAGCGGAUGAACCCCCGCUCGGUCCACGUCCUCGGGCCAGCGUUCGUGCGUCUCCCCGCUCGGUUCGGACAGCCGCGGUCCCCGCAUGCGGGGGUCCGGCCUGCCAUGGCGAUUGUCUGACUAUGAAGCCCGUGUCGGGGCAGCGAGUCUUUGUGCUCUGCCGUUGCUCGCGUUGACACCGACAUGGCACGCGGAUGCUGAGCGCCGUGAGUGCGGGAUCCUUUCUUCCUGUUCGAUUCAAUGACAGCGUCGGUUCCGCGGCGACUCGACUAAAUCCACGAUGCGCGAGUAUAAAGUGGUCGUCCUGGGCAGCGGGGGGGUCGGGAAAUCCGCCCUCACCGUGCAGUUCGUCACCGGGACGUUCAUUGAGAAGUACGACCCCACCAUAGAGGAUUUUUAUCGUAAAGAGAUCGAGGUGGACUCUUCACCGUCGGUGCUGGAGAUCCUGGACACGGCCGGGACCGAGCAGUUCGCCUCCAUGCGGGACUUGUACAUCAAAAACGGCCAAGGGUUCAUUCUGGUGUACAGCCUGGUCAACCAGCAGAGCUUCCAGGACAUAAAGCCCAUGAGGGAUCAGAUCAUUAGAGUGAAAAGGUACGAGAAGGUUCCCGUGAUCCUGGUGGGCAACAAGGUGGACCUGGAAAGUGAGCGGGAGGUGUCGUCCGGUGAAGGUCAGGCUCUGGCUGAGGAGUGGGGCUGUCCGUUCAUGGAGACCUCGGCCAAGAGCAAAACUAUGGUAGAUGAACUCUUUGCCGAGAUCGUUCGGCAGAUGGACUACGCUGCCCAGCCGGACAAAGAUGAUCCCUGCUGCUCCUCGUGCAAUAUACAAUAGCCCCGGGGGCCUCUGGGAAACAAGCCUGGAAACAAAAAAAUGUGUGCUGAGAGAAAGCACCCCUCUUGUGUAGGAAAUACACACACUAAGACAAACAAAUGCCAACAAAACUGAGUGAAAGGUAGUGGUUAAACACAGUGGAUUUGAAUUCAUAGCAGCAUUAAAGUUGCAGUAAAAGCUGAAUGGAGAAUGCCAGGAAUUUGCCACAAGAGAAUUUGAUGCAUAACAAAAAGGAACAUACCCUCGCCUUAUGUCACCAUCUUCUAUUGUUUGUUUUUGUCUUUCCACCUGUAGAGACAUGAAUCGUCAGCAAAGAAUUAGACCUUUUGGGCUGAUGAACUGCUUGUUCUGAGUAUUAUCAUUUUGUGUACUUCCACACGCAGCACUGAUAAGCAUUUCUUGUUACCAUGUUUGCAUUUCCACAACACUCCAAAUCCAGCAGAGCUUUCUAAGGAACCAGUGCUUUUAAAUAGGAGUCUUUGAUUUUCUGUGUCUAGAGUUUCUCUCUCAGUCUAGCUUUUGUAGGUACUGAUGGAAGAUGUUUGUUUUUUUUCCUAAUCACAGGGCUGAACCAAAGAGGUGAUUCCCAUUUUUUCAGUCAUUCAGAGUGGCAAUGGAAAGAAAAUAACUCCUGCGGCAUCUUUAAAGUCAUCUCAUUGCAAUUUUUCUCAUUUCGGGUCCUUAGGCAUAGCAGAGUCUUUCACGCACUGUGUGAUUUUUUCUGUUUGUUUGUUUGUGCCCUUGGUCAGAUUACUUCUUAGCAUAUUGCAUUCUGGUUGAACAAAAGUAUUUUAUAGUAUUUGAAUACCUUCUUCAAGCUCCGUUCAGGAAGGGGUGACCUUUAAAACGAAGACGCAGACUUCUGUCAUACUUCUUACUUUCUUUCUCUCCUCGGAUAUUAAUGCGGUAAGUGGCACUUAAGAGUUUCAGUAUCUCAACGCCAUACUUAUUGCUAAGAGUAUUCAAAAAUCUAGUAAUAAAUAUUAAUGAGGAAAGUGAUGGUAGUGUAAAUAUUUGAUACAGAAAGUGCCAGCUCAUUUGAAGACAUUGACUUGAUACACAUGGAAUCGUGGAACUGUAUGCAUGGCUAGUAAACAAAAAAAAAGGACUAGUAGCGAUCAGUAAAAGGCAGUGGAAAUGAGUAAACCAAACACACACAAGCAUCUGGAUCUGAACACUGUACAUCUCUGAAGGCACGGGAGCCAGACCUUCCCCGUGUUACCAUUUCCAUGGUUGAUUUUCUAUUUUUUUAUGUGACCAUUGACUCGUUAUUCCUCUAAUGAAUGGUGACACUGUUACAUUUGACACCUAAACAAUAAAAGUGCGUUCAACACUCGA